GCUGACUCCAGCUGGCUGCAGGGAGGCGGCAGGGCUCCCUGGCUGGGUGGGGCGGCACUAACGGCUCUCGCCUACCGGCAGGAGGCCUACGAGUCAGCUGUGGAGUACUUCGGGGAGAACCCCAAGACCAGCCCCCCCACCAUGUUCUUCCCUGUGUUCAUGCGCUUCAUCAAAGCCUACAAGAAAGCGGAGCAGGACAUCGAGACGUGGAAGAAGGAGGAAGCAGCUGCCAAAGAAGCAGAGUCCAAUUCCCCCGCCAAGCAGGAGCCAAAGUCCCCCAUCCACAAGGCCAAGCGCCCGCCCAUGGACAUGAUCGCCGAGCUGAAGAAGAGGCAGCUGGUGAAGGAGCCUCUCAUCUACGAGGGCGGCGAUGGGGCCAUUGAGGACAUUAUUUCAGUGCUCAAGACGGCUCCGUUCACAGCCCGGACAGGCAAGCGCUCGUCCCGGCUCUUGUGCGAGGCCAGCGUGAAUGAGGAGAGCCCCCUGUAGCUCUCGGCUCUAGGUAACCUGCCUGGGGCGCUGG
Pelodiscus sinensis (Chinese soft-shelled turtle) is the source of this 523-nucleotide messenger RNA. Lineage: Eukaryota; Metazoa; Chordata; Testudines; Trionychidae. The record is from RefSeq and is a predicted model, not a curated record.